This is a messenger RNA of Schistocerca gregaria, 3834 nucleotides long. RefSeq names its product zinc finger protein 501-like. The record is from RefSeq and is a predicted model, not a curated record. The transcript has 9 exons. The coding region runs from base 669 to 2210 and encodes 513 amino acids. Lineage: Eukaryota; Metazoa; Arthropoda; Insecta; Orthoptera; Acrididae. Gene Ontology annotation, molecular function: DNA-binding transcription factor activity, RNA polymerase II-specific; RNA polymerase II cis-regulatory region sequence-specific DNA binding. Gene Ontology annotation, biological process: regulation of DNA-templated transcription.
GCAUACCUGCUGUCGGAUCUUCUGUUUACCAACAAAAGUGCGAAAUCGAAUUGUCAUCCAACGUUUCUGAAGAGAAUUGACUUGUUGAGAGAAAUAACGUGAACUGAUUCUCGGAACAUUCGCGCUAUAAAUGAUUAGUGUUAUAAUAACGAUAACUGUUGUACGUCUUUAUUGAUUUGGUCCAUGUUACGUGUUGUUGUCGAAGGAGCUACAGAUGCCCGACAAAAUUUGCUAGUGUUUACAUUGGUAGGUUAUUAUGUACAGUACAUUGCAGCCGGUUUAUGUAAGAUUUGCCUCAUUGAAAGUUCAUGUAUUACGCGUAUUAUUAUUCAGCACACUUUUUGUUUCGGGUAUUCUUUCAUAGAGUACAGAUAGUGAUACAGCAAUUAAGAACUCAUGUCUUUAGGAAAUUGUGUGUUGUUUUUAAUAGACUUGACACCGUACUUGUUGGGAACUUAGUGUACGUGUGAAGUCCAAUUUUGAACCCUCCGUUUUGAUAAGUCCUCGAGAAUAUAUAAGCAAGGCACUGGUAGGACCUUCAGCUUUCUGAAAAUGGGUUUUGCAAGAUAAAUGAUCCUCUUGAACCUCCUCUCGAUUCUAGUAAUGCGAAGAUCAGAUGAAGAAUUACUUCACAGUAUUACUCCAUAUCAUAGAUGAAAUAGUAGAAAAUGGCAAUGCCAGAAUGUGGAAGUUCUGGCGGUGGCACAACUUUCGUCAAACAAGAGCCAAUGGAGGCUGACCCAGUUGCAUCUCCAGAGCAGGGGUUCGAGUAUGUAUCCGUUAAGGAAGAAGCUCCGGUGGGGGCUGACGCACGUGGUGUUCCGGACCGAGAGAUUGAAUACAUAUCUGUUAAAGAAGAAACUUCGUGUCUGCAGGAGUGGGAGGUGCCAGAUGGCCAGGAUAGUACGCAGGAUCCACUAAGCAUAACUAAAGAGGCAUGUUCAUCUUCUGAAGAUUUUUCUGAACCUAGCCCAUAUGAUACUGAGAAGGUGGAGGACGAGGAAGAUGAGGAGGCCUUGAGUGAGGACAACUUAGAGGUGCUUGGACAUGAAGUGGAAUCAGCAAGCAGUGACAGUGAACCAGGAAGUACUUUCCCCAUUGUCAUAGAGGACAAGAAAAGUAAUGAAGACAAUGGUGAUUUGGUGACCACCACCCUUCUGGCUGCAGAAACAAGCAACAGGAUACAAGGCACCACCAAGCCGGAAACAUCCUCCGGGAAUGAAAUCGGUACAAGGCGUCUGGGGCACAGAUGUGACAUCUGCAGAAAGAAAUUUGCACAGUUGCAGGACCUGGAGGAGCACAUGCACAAGGACAGAUGUGAACCCCGCCAUUCAUGCAGUGUGUGUCACAAAGCAUUCACAAGUAGUAGAUGUUUGAGAGAACACUUUCGCGUGCACACUGGUGAACGCCCAUACACCUGUGGUGUUUGCAACAAGACAUUCAUACAAAGCGUUCACCUGAAGCGGCAUCUGCAGUUCCACACUGAUGAACGUCCGUACAUCUGUGGCGUUUGCAACAAAACAUUCAGAUGCAAGAGUCAUUUGAAGCAGCAUUCUCUGUUGCACACUGGUGAAAAUCCAUACGUCUGUGGCAUUUGCAACAAGGCCUUCAAGCAAAAUAGUGAACUGAAAAAUCAUACACUGAAGCACACUGGCGAACGCCCCUACACCUGUGACGUUUGCAACAAGACAUUCAUACAAAGUACUCACCUGAAGGAGCAUUUGCGGUUGCACACUGGCGAACGUUCGUACAUCUGUGACGUUUGUAAUAAGACCUUCAGAAACAAUAGUCACCUGAAGCGGCAUUCACGCUUGCACACUGGCGAUAAACCGUACGUCUGUGGUGUUUGCAACAAGGCAUUCACAGAUAGUAACUCACUGAAGGGGCAUUUGCCCCUACACACUGGCGAACGCCCAUACAUCUGUCUAGUUUGCAAUAAGACAUUUGCACGUAGCAGCACACUGAAGCGGCAUUCGAACCUACACACUGGCAAACGCCCCUACGUCUGUAAAGUGUGCAACAAGACAUUUGCACAUAGCAGCACACUGAAGCGACAUUCUCACCUUCACACUGGUGAACGUCCCUACAUCUGUGGCGUUUGUAACAAGGCUUUCACACAUAGUAGUGCACUGAAGCGGCAUUCGCAGGUGCACACUGGCGAACACAACUACAUCAGUGACCCUUUGCAACAAGACAUUCACACACCAUAGAGCACUGAAGUAGCAUUCACAUAUGCACAGUGGCUAACACCUGUAGGUCUUUGACAUUUGUAACAAAUCAUUCAAUAAUAAUAGCCAACUGAGGUGGCAUUUGUGGCUGCAUACUGCUAAUGCUUUUACAGCUGCGUGUCAUAAGAGAUUCAGAAGUACCAGCAAUGUGAGGUCACCCUUGUAGUUGCAAGCAGCAAUGUGAGGGCAUAUUCGCAGUUCCACAUUGAUGUAACAACAUUGAUUCGCACCAUUUGUCAAAAGAAAUUCCAUGGAAGGGUACUUUGAGAAAACACCUAGUUCUUAAUAUGAGAAAAUGCCAAUGUGCUUCUGAUGUAUUUCCACAUAGAUUUGCAUAUUGGAUAAACAGUGACUUUUUCAGACAGGACUUGUGAAACCUGUCUCAAAAUAAAUUUUUGAGUGUAUAGUGGUGAAUACUGCUUGUGAUGUUAUGGUGCCGCUGGGAGUUGAUAAAUAGCAAUGGCUUAGAAAGCUCAUGAAAUUUUACAUCUAGUACAAUUGAUAUGUCUAUUCCUCCUGUGGAGCCACAAGGAGCAGUGAUAAAGUUUGCAUUAUUACAUCUAGGAAAAACAUUACGUAAUGUUGCAUGUAUGUGUUGUCUAUUCUGGUACACGUUGAUAUCACUGUUUCAAUAUGUAGCAGUGCACCACUAGAGCAACCAAAACAGAAUGGAGCCACUCAUCCCCAUUUUAUCAAUAGAAUGAACAAUUUUGUUGUUUGUUUCUCAGAAUCUAUGGUGAGAGAUACCAAUCAUAACAAACUUUUUUUUUCGCUGACUGAAAAACAUGGUGUUAACUAAUGUGAUCCGGUGACACAUGGCCACUUUUUCCAUCAAUACUUACAGUAGUGUUUACCGGUUGUGAGGUGUUGUUUUAUAAUUGCAGCUCACUUUAUAAAUGAAAUUGUUUGAUGUAUGGAAUAAUAGUAAUUCGAUUAGGUGGUAAGGAAAUUAAAAUGAGAAGGUUUUUACAGAACUGUACUAUUGCACAUUUUGUUGGAAAGGAGAUUCAUUAUGGGUCACAAAGGGUGGUUCACAUUUAAUAUCCACAGUUUUCACUAUUUCGAUUAUUUUUUUAAAUUAUAUGCCACACAAAUUUCAUUGUCAUACAGGUCAAUAUCUUAAAAAAUUGUGUGUGUGUGUGUGUGUGUGUGUGUGUGUGUGUGUGAGAGAGAGAGAGAGAGAGAGAGAGAGAGAGAGAUAGAGAGAGAGAGAGAGAGAGAGAGAGAGAGAGAGAGAGAGAGAGAGAGAGAUAUGGAUAGUGUUAUCCAUCAAUUGACAUGAAAGAUACUGAACUCCAAGCCAAAACGUUUCUCUUUGUUAGGUAAUGCAAAUUAGAGACGAAUCUACUGCCAUUCAUUUUCACAAUGUGCGAUAUGGUUGUAUUGGUUUGGUCUGUAUUUAAUGAAGUCUAACUGAUAUGCUAGAAAAAUAGCAUUACUAUUUAUUGGUUAUGCUUUUUAUAUGCCUCUUUUCAAGAAAUACCUUCAUACAUAACUUGAAGAAAAAUGCUCCUUAUAUAUUCAGAAAAUGAUGUAUUCUUUCUGAUGCAAUUAAAAAGUUCUAGAAAUAAAAAAAUUAUGAAAAUAAAUAAUAUAUUGUAAUGAA